CUCGGCUACUUGUUGCAUGCUGGAUUAUGAGUGAGACUGUACUGUUGUCCAGCCUGUUCUGUUAUUUCCGAACAUGCCAGAGGGCAUUAAGUAUUAAUUAAUUAGUUUUAGCAGUUUAAACAAUGACUUGAACUACACAGUAAAAAAAAAUGGAGAAAAACAUAUGAAUCUUUGACAGGCAUGUAGUCAUAAUUUGUAAUUAAUGUGGUUUCAUGAGCUUCUCAAAUAGAGAAAAACCUCAGCAGAAAUGCAACAUAAACACAAUCCUCUGGUCUCUGUCCGGAAAGCCUCCAUUUGGCUGAGAAGGACAGGAAGCAAUGGGGGAGGAGAUACGCUAGAAGGGACAGAGUCAGGAGGGUGGGGGAGGGCAUGCGGGAGGCAGGAGGGGCAACCCAAAAAUCUGCUGGAAAAGUGGGGUAUUUGGCAAAUAAACUAAAGUGUUUAUAAGAAGAAGAUAGAUAAGGAGACCAAAAACCGGAACCGAACUGACCAGACGUACUUUCAACCAUCACCCUGCUCAGUGAGGAGAGCAUCUACACAGCAGGAUGGCGAUUUCGGGACACUGCUUCUGCUUUGUGAAGUACCUCAUGUUCAUCUUCAACCUCAUCUUCUGGCUCGGGGGGUGUGGCCUGUUUGGAGUGGGGGUGUGGCUGUCCUUCACGCAGGCCGAGUUCUCCUCCCUGCCCGUCUCCUUCCCGUCCCUCACAGCCGCUAAUCUACUGCUGGUGGCCGGUGGUGUUACCAUGGUGACGGGGUUCCUGGGUUGCCUGGGGGCCCUGAAGGAGCAGCGCUGUUUGCUGAUGACGUUCUUCAUCAUUCUGCUCCUGGUUGUCAUAACAGAAAUCAUCUUGGUACUCAUCCUGCAUAUAUUCCAUGAGCAGCUGGAUGACAAGGCUCAGAAAGAACUGAAGGAAGGAAUGAAAACAUAUAACACAGAUGAGCGGCUCAAGACGGCCUGGGACAACAUGCAGUACAUGCUGAAGUGCUGCGGUGUGAAUAGCAGCAUGGACUGGCACAACAUCACCAACAACUCACUGCCAGAUUCCUGCUGCAGUGCUGGACCAUGCUGGACUGAGGGCUGCUACCAGAAAGCCAGGGACUGGCUCUUCAAGAACAACACGUCCAUCCUGGUCUUUGGAAUCUGCAUCAGCGUUAUCCAGGUUCUGGCCCUGGGAUUCUCCCUGCUCAUGUACUGCCAGAUACUCCGCGUUGAAAAAUACACAUACUGAACGAGGAGCCCAGCGAGAAGAACGAACGCAAAUGAAUCGGUUGCUUGUGAGACCCGCAUGAGAAGCAGAUGCUGAAGGACACUGUGGAGAGCGUGCUUCCUCACCCUCACACUGACUUUAAACUGGCCAUUUUCUGGCACAUUCUCAUGUUAAAUCAUAUCCCUUAAAUGCUCAUUUUCCCUUUUAUAUUUUGAGAGAACGCAUUACGUUUUGUUUCCAUAGAAACUAUUCUCUUAGCUCUUAGCAACAUUAGCCAUGAUAAAAUGAUCUACUACUCACAAAGCUAGUUUUGUUAUAUACGUGUACUUGUUAAUCACAAACUGUAAAUACAUGCUGUGUCUUUGUGGUUCUUGAGAUGGAAGUUAGUAAAUAACAGUACGUGUUCA
Molecule: messenger RNA, 1615 nt
Organism: Paramormyrops kingsleyae
Lineage: Eukaryota; Metazoa; Chordata; Actinopteri; Osteoglossiformes; Mormyridae
Gene: tspan4b
Product: tetraspanin 4b
Cellular component (GO): plasma membrane
Source: RefSeq, a predicted model, not a curated record